AGCCACACUUUCGCGAACUUCAGAAUUCAAGCCCCGCAAGUCUCGCCAUCUUCGCCAUUGCUUCACAGGGCUUCACACACGCCGAGCACUUGUUGAUCAGCGAGAGAGCAAGCAUGGUGAAAGCAAAGAAAGGGGUGUUGCUAGAAUGCGACCCAGCCGUGAAGCAGAUUGUGCAGGACCUGGACGCUAAGAGAUUUUCUGAGACGGGAAAGGCCCGCUUCAUCCUGGAGUCGUUGGACGAGACACAUCUGUUUGUUGAUACCGAAAUCGUACCAUGGCUGCAAGACCGGUUGAAUGAGAUUCUUGAGGUUCGCGCUGGCGUAGAUGUCCGGUCUUUGGAACCCUUUCCAACUGCAUGGUUUCUUUUUGCAGGAAAACACGUACCGAUUUGAA
Molecule: messenger RNA, 393 nt
Organism: Fimicolochytrium jonesii
Lineage: Eukaryota; Fungi; Chytridiomycota; Chytridiomycetes; Spizellomycetales; Powellomycetaceae
Product: transcription factor TFIIH complex subunit Tfb5-domain-containing protein
Exons: 3
Coding region: 114-392 (92 amino acids)
Biological process (GO): transcription initiation at RNA polymerase II promoter; nucleotide-excision repair; nucleotide-excision repair, preincision complex assembly
Cellular component (GO): transcription factor TFIIH core complex; transcription factor TFIIH holo complex
Source: RefSeq, a predicted model, not a curated record